AUGGAUGUGUGGUGUAUGGGCAGUAGAACACUCCAAGAAAGUAAAUUCACUGGGCCUAACUUCAUUCAAGUGGUAGAGGGUGUUCUAGCCAAGUGCUCAACUGAUGAAGUGAAACUGUUCGUUGGACUAGCCAGGAGGAUUUUGUUGAGGAGAAAUGAAGUUGUGCAUGGGGGUGAUCUUAUCCACCCAUCAGUUUUGCUGCGAUUGACCACGAAUGCCAUCACCGAAUAUCACCUAGCUACUGCCACGGAGGAACCAGCCCAGGUCAGUAUCGUGGAACACCCCUCACGCUGGAUGGCUCCAUAUGCUGGGUGGCUGAAGAUGAAUUGGGACGCAGCUCUCAAUCAUUCCCAGGGCUACACGGGAUUUGGGUUAGUCCUCCGAGACAGUAGGGGGCAUCUAGUUGCUGCACAAUGCGUUUCCAAACCGGGCGUUCUUACUCCUUCAGGGGCAGAGUUAACAGGGGCACUCAUGGCUGUCUACUUCUGCAAAUCCUUGGGGUUAACGAGGGUUCAGUUUGAAGGGGAUGCACAGGCAGCUGUGGACGACAUUAAUUCAUCGGUCAGGGAUAUGAGCAGUCUGGGUCACGUGGUGGACGACAUACGUACUGAAUUACAGGGAGUUUCUCUUUGGAAAUUCACUUUUGUUCGAAGGGACGGGAACAGAGCAGCUCACCUCUUAUCCCGGUUUGCGGCUUCGUAUGCGGUGGACAAGAUAUCGUGUGAUACACCACCUGUAUGGUUGAGGGAUAUCAUUUGUUUGGAGCAAAUUGCUCCGGGAGAAUAA
This is a messenger RNA of Corylus avellana, 786 nucleotides long. NCBI's taxonomy places the organism in Eukaryota, Viridiplantae, Streptophyta, Magnoliopsida, Fagales, Betulaceae. The record is from RefSeq and is a predicted model, not a curated record.